AUGCCGACGCGCUCAGAUGAGGGCUGCCAGCCACCCCAAGAGACUACCGAACUCCCCAUGCGCCAACUGCUACCUCUAUCAAUUCACAGAAUGCCAUCGCCCGCAGCUUCUGGUCGGACGAGCGUGGCACCACCCACGCUGAUCACUCUUCCGUACGAAAUGUUAGAGGCCAUUCUCCUGCUCCUUCCGCUUCAGGACCUCUUGCUAUGUCAGCGCGUGUGCCAUUGUCUCAAGGAAAUGGUCGCUUCCUCGAAACCUAUUCGACGCGCUCUAUUUCUAGAGCCAUCACAGCUCUCGACAGAGCUGUCGCAGUGGGAACAACUCAAGUGGAACCCGUUCCUGGAGACGAAGCUCUCUAACUCGCUCACCGUCCGGGUCAUAGGGGUGCAUCGCAGCCGAGAGGGGCCCGUGAAGAUGGUGGCUCAUGUACGAUUUCGAAAGGAAACCCUGACGGACCCAGAUUGGGCCGAUAUUCUCCUCAACGAGGACGCAUCCUGGAAGUCGAUGCUCGUCACUCAGCCCCCAGCAACGCUCCUUAUGCACCCAGCUGCGAGCCUCUUCUGGAAAACUGCAAUGGAGCACCAAGCGCAAUUCUUCCAUGACCCCGCAGGCUUCACUCUUCUGGAUCUCGUGGACUGCCCUGAUUGGUAG
Trematosphaeria pertusa is the source of this 651-nucleotide messenger RNA. RefSeq lists its product as uncharacterized. The transcript has a single exon. The coding region runs from base 1 to 651 and encodes 216 amino acids. The record is from RefSeq and is a predicted model, not a curated record. Gene Ontology annotation, molecular function: protein binding. NCBI's taxonomy places the organism in Eukaryota, Fungi, Ascomycota, Dothideomycetes, Pleosporales, Trematosphaeriaceae.